AGCUCCAGCACCCCGCGACCCUAACCAGGAUAAGCGGUGUUGACAAUGGAUGGAUGGAUGGUUUCCUGACUCCUCUGGGCUUGGUGGCACGCUGUACGCAUCAUAUUGGUCGAAACGAGUUAGGAUGCCUGCGCCCGAGUUGUGAUUGGCUAAGGACGCUGUCACUCGCUUCCGUGAUUGGCCGUCACUUGCAGGCGAAGCUCGCCUACUGGCCGACGAGUCUUCCCGUGGCUCCGUGGACGGCUUGGUGCUGAUGCUGCGUAUCGCCGAGUUCUAAGCAUCAUCUGGACUGAGUGAACACAAAAACACGCGUGGUAAAAGUGAGCGGAAACGGGCGGAAAAGCAGGAAGGAGCCCGCAGCUGCCACUCGACAAACGACUGGCAGCAAUGGGAGUUUUCAGCCGCCGCCAGUUCUUCCAGGAGCUCACUCAUGGCUGCCUGCUGCCGACAGCCCAACAGGGACUGGAGCAGGUGUGGCAGCUGCUGCUGAUCUGCCUUCUGUGUCGCCUUCUCUGGAUGUUAGGCUUACCCUCCAUUUUGAAGCAUUUGGCCACAGUGGCGGGAGGAUUCUACGUCCUCUACUUGUUCUUUGAACUGCACAUGAUCUGGGUGGUCCUCCUUAGCCUCCUCUGCUACCUCUUCCUUUUUCUGUGUCGCCACUCGACCAUGCGAGGCACCUUUCUCUCUAUCACCGUGUUUAUCUAUCUGCUGCUGGGAGAACUGCACAUGAUGGACACCACCAACUGGCACAAGAUGAGAGGUUCACAGAUGGUGGUGGCCAUGAAAGCCAUCUCUCUGGCCUUCGAUCUGGAUAGAGGUGUCGUGAUCGGCGUACCCUCUCCCAUCGAAUUCAUGGGUUACAUUUACUAUGUGGGAACAGUCAUCUUUGGUCCGUGGAUCAGCUUCAGUAGCUACAAAGAGGCUUUAGAAGGACGUAAGAUGAGCUUUUCGUGGUUAUUCAAAGUAUCUUUUAGCUCGGUUAAAAGUCAGAUUUGCCUUGUUCUCUCCAACUGUGUGGCGCCCUACCUCUUCCCCUAUUUCAUUCCCGUCUACGGAGACAAGCUGCUAAGGAGCAAAAAGAGGAGAAAAAUCAGAGGUUCACUGGCAAAGUGGUUGUUGGCUUAUGAGAACACUCUGUCUUUCCAUUUAAGCAACUAUUUUGUUGCGUAUUUGAGUGAGACCACAGCCACUCUGGCUGGGGCAGGCUUCACAGAGGAGAAGGAAAACCUCAAAUGGGAUCUGACGGUGUCAAAGCCAUUGAGCAUCGCGUUCCCUCGCUCGAUGGUGGAGGUGGUCACAUCGUGGAAUCUGCCCAUGUCGUGCUUUCUCCAUACCUAUGUAUUUCAGAGUGCUCUCAAAUUUGGGGCUUUCUCUGCCAUCAUGGUGACAUAUGCAGCCAGCGCCCUUCUGCACGUGAGUACUAAAGCAGUUAAACUGCACUGCAAUCGUCCAUCUCUGAGUUGCAAGUUUACUUUUGGUUGUGUCUGGCAGGGUUUGAGUUUCCAUCUGGGUGCCGUGCUCGUAUCUCUUGGCUUCAUCACCUACGUUGAGCACAUGCUGCGGAAGAGACUGGCGGCCAUUUUAAAUGCCUGUAUUCUGUCCAAGAAAUGUCAGGAGAACUGCACUCACCAGAACAAAAAGGCACUAUGGGUGUACACGAUCAACAUAGCAUUCAGUGCUCUGGCAAUACUACAUCUGACGUACCUGGGUUCUGUGUUCAAUUCCAGUGUGGACUACAUGGAGGAAGAUGAGGAUGACAUCAGCCAUCACGCCAUUCAGAAGUGGUCAGAGCUGAGUUGGACGAGCCACUGGAUCACGUUUGGAUGCUGGAUAUUCUACCGCCUCGUUCUUUAGACUAGAGAAAGGAUCCAAAGAAGCAAUAAUGAGGGUUCUCUUCCCUGUGACUAUAAGAGAAGCAGUCGAUAGCCAGGUUGGUGCCACUUGGCCUCUGCUUCAUCUGUCAUCUUGACCUGCUGGGGACUCCUUUUGAUAUCCUCACCACUCUCCUUCCUCCUUUUCUAUGGACGGCAUCCUUUUUUUCCCCCUGAGCUCUCGUGUUGUGACAGCAGUUACUGAUGUCUCCCUGCGGGUCACAAUCGAUACCGAUCAGCGUGACGGCGAUCCUGGCUUUUCCUUUCUCGGGAUUGAGCUGUUAUCUCUGCGCCAGAUGUGCUUUCCAUUCAUCUCAAGUGUUUCGUAAUCAUAUUUUCCUUGAUAUGAUGAUGAAAAUAAUAAUGAUGAUGAUGACGAUAAUGAUGAUGAUUGACGGAUAUUGCACAAUGUGCUUAUGCUCAGUGGUUCCAAAGAACAGUGACCAUAUUUGGAACCAUUUUUUUUCUUUUGCAAUGUCAUUAUAUCACCAAGCAUCGCUUUCAAGUGUGUUUAGAGGGUGAGUUUACAUCUUAAUGAAAAGAGCACAGAUAAUGUCCAAGUAUUUAUUUUAUCUGUAAAUUAUUUUAUGUUUUGCGCAUUAGUUGAAAAUUGUUGCCCUAGAUUAGGGGUGUCAAAAUAAUUUUUGUUGCGGGCCACGUUGUAGUUACGAUUUCCCUCAGAGGGCCGUUACGACUGUGAAACCAUGUAAAUGGUUAAUCGCCUCAUAUUGUUGCAUAUACACAACAAAUAGAUGAAUAGCCAAUUCUGAAAUCAGAGGUCAAGGAUACUAGGGUGUUCAGUUACUGUAAAAACAAAAAAAAAGGGGAUUGGUAACAAAAAAUGUUUGCAGUAUCUUAACAUUAUUUAUUACAUAUGACAAUUUAAAAUUUUGGUACAGAUUUUAGCAACAAUCACAGGAGUUGAGGCACAUGAUUUGCUUUCGCGGGCCACAUACAAUGAUGUGGCGGGCCGGAUCUGGCCCCCGGGCCUUGAGUUUGACACCAGUGCUCUAGAUGAUGUCCUCAAAUUAAUUUUUGAGCCUGAAAAGCCACACGUGUAUAGGGGAGUUUGCAAUUUCAAGAAAAUAAUCACUUUUUGUCAUAUUGGUUAAAACGGUCAUUUUGAAUUGCGCCCUAGCAUUGUUAUCCCAGAAAAGCACCUUAUUGGUCAUUUCCAGUCUUCCCCCCAAAAAACAAACAUUUUUGUCAUGUGGUAUUUAACAAUAAAAAAUUGUUCACUAUGAUAUAGUAUUUUAUUUUAAAAUAUAUAUAAAUCAAUGACAUAAUUAAAGAAUAUAAAGAAUUAAUCUUUAUUUGUAUUGUGCUGCUCCUUCUGCUGUCUGCGUCUUGGCCACCAGGGGGCAGAGUAAUACAGACAUACAUGGAGCCAAAGGUGCUGUCACAACUCCUCAGCAGUAAUUUUAGUCGUUCUUCACAGAGAAUAAAUAAUAUAUGCCUGUGAGUAUUGUUAUAUUAUCAGUCUAUGGGUUGCUCCACUAUUUGCAUUGAAAUAUUUGUUGAUGAAAGGGUUGGAACACCACGGUUAUGGAUGCUAUCCGUCAGCCCGUCAAUGGCGUUUUCCUUUACGUGUUAGCAUUAGCAUUAAGCUAAGCUUAAUGCUAAAGCUAAGCUUAUGCGGUGUGUGUUUUCUUGUGUGUUUUAAAUACACAACUUGUAAUUCUGUAUUAUGUUUAGUUUGACAGUAAACUUCAACUGGGAGUGGCAUUGAACAGCUUGAAGCCUCUUUUUUGAAGAAUUUCUCACUAAUUCUAUCUGCCAAAUUGCUGCUUCUUGUGACUUGGAGUUGAAUCACUGCCACUGUACACCGCUCCUAAGUUUAUGGUUGUCAAAGGAAAAAAAAUUGGCCUAAUAACGGCACGUAUCUCAAAAUACUUCGAGUCACUUGUAUCUCAAGGCACCACUGUACUAUUGUCAAUUCAUAAUUACUGUUUUAACAAAUAUGACAAAAAGUGUUUUUUUAUUUUUUAUUUGGGGGGGGGGGGUGGUGCAAACUCCCCUUUUCGUUCUUUAUUACAGAAAAGUAAACCAAGCAUAAAUAGUUUGUAAUUACAUGGAUGCUUGACAACAAUUUGAUUGAGUAAUCAUUUUCAGAUGUAGUUAUGUCUGUUAUUUCCUUUCGGGAUUUGUAGAUUUAGAGAGUCAACCGGCAAAUGUAUUUUGUGGGGUGAAGGUACAGUGCCGUGAAAAAGUAUUUGCUACCUUUUCAAAUUCUCAUCUUUCGCAUAGUUUCUCCACUUUAGUGUUUAAAAUCAUCAAUCAAAUGUAAACAUCAGACAAAGAUAACUCAAGUAAACAUAAAAUGCAUUUUUGAAUGGUUAUUUUAUUUAUUUAGGAGGGAAAAAAAUUAAAAGCUACCUGGCCCUGUGUGAAAAAGUUAUUCCCCCCGUAAUCCUAGUAGUAGUAGUUGAGCCGCCCUCAACAGCUACAACUGAAAUCGGCCAUUUUCUAUUGCUGGCAAUGAGUGUUUCACAUCGCUGUGGAGAUAUUUUGGCCCACUCUUUCUUUGCAGAAUAUUUUUUAUUCAGUGGAGGGUUUUCGAACCCUUUUUAAAAUCAUGCCACGGCAUUUCAAUUGGAUUCAAGUCUCCACAACAAAACCAUGUUGUUUUUAAGCUGUUCAUUAGUUCAUUACUUGCUGGUGUGUUUUGGAUCAUUGUCCUGCUGAAGAACCCAAGUGCGCUUCAGCUUGAGGUCACAAACUGAUGUCUGAACAUUGUCCUUCAUGAUUUUCUGGUAAAGAGCAGAAUUCACGAUUCCCUUGAUCACAGCAAGUCAUCCAGGUCCUGAAGUAAAAAAGCAGCCUCAGACCAUCACAUUACCACCACCAUGUGUUAAUGGUGGUACAAUUUUUCUUUUUCUGAAAUAAUGUGUCACAUUUAUGCCAGAUGUAACGUGACACACGCCUUCCAAAAAGUUCAACUUUUGUCUCGUCAAUCCGUAGAAUAAUCUCCCAACUUCAACUUCAUUUUGUCAGACAGGUUCUAUUUAAGUGAUUUCUUGAUUGAUAAGGUCUGGCGAUAAUCAGGCUUCGGUGUGAUCAGUGUAUAUGAACUCACCUUUCCAAAAAAAAUGUAUUAGCCUUAUUUUGUUCUAUAACAACAAAGACAAUUUAUUUUUCCAAGUGCAACCACAAUUCCAAUGAUGUUGGGACGUUGUGUUAAACAUAAAUUAAAAGCAGAAUACAAUGAUUUGAAAAUCAUGUUCAACAUAUAUUUAAUUGAAUACACUACAAAGACAAGAUAUUUAAUGUUCAAACUGAUCAACUUUAUUCUUUUUAGCAAAUAAUCAUUAACUUAGAAUUUUAUGGCUGCAACAUGUUCCAAGAAAGCUGGGACAGGUGGCAAAAAAGACUGAGAAAGUUGAGGAAUGCUCAUCAAACACCUGUUUGGAACAUCCCACAGGUGAACAGGCUAAUUGGGAACAGGCGGGUGCCAUGAUUGGGUAUAAAAGGAGCUUCCCUGAAUUGCUCAGUCCUUCACAAGCAAAGAUGGGGCGAGGUUCACCUCUUUGUGAACAAGUGCGUGAGAAAAUAGUCAAACAGUCUAAGGACAAUGUUCCUCAACGUACAAUUGCAAGGAAUUUAGGGAUUUCGUCAUCUACGGUCCAUAAUAUCAUCAAAAGGUUCAGAGAAUCUGGAGAAAUCACUAUUGUAAGCGGCAAGGCCGAAAACCAACAUUGAAUGCCUGUGACCUUCGAUCCCUCAGGCGGCACUGCAUCAAAAACCGACCUCAAUGUGUAAAGGAUAUCACCACGUGGGCUCAGGAACACUUCAGAAAACCAAUGUCAGUAAAUACAGUUCGGCGCUACAUCCGUAAGUGUAACUUGAAACUCUACUAUGCAGAGCAAAAACCAUUUAUCAACAACACCCAGAAACGCCGCCGGCUUCUCUAAGAUGGACUGAUGCAAAGUGGAAAAGUGUUCUGUGGUCCGACGAGUCCACAAUUCAAAUUGUUUUUGGAAAUUGUGGACGUCGUGUCCUCCGGGCCAAAGAGGAAAAUAACUAUCCGGACUGUUAUGGACGCAAGGUUUUUUCUUAAUAAGUAAAAUCACCAUUUAAAAACUGCA
Phyllopteryx taeniolatus (common seadragon) is the source of this 5956-nucleotide messenger RNA. RefSeq names its product protein-serine O-palmitoleoyltransferase porcupine-like. Lineage: Eukaryota; Metazoa; Chordata; Actinopteri; Syngnathiformes; Syngnathidae. The coding region runs from base 388 to 1854 and encodes 488 amino acids. The transcript is spliced from 14 exons. The record is from RefSeq and is a predicted model, not a curated record. Gene Ontology annotation, molecular function: palmitoleoyltransferase activity; Wnt-protein binding. Gene Ontology annotation, biological process: protein palmitoylation; canonical Wnt signaling pathway; Wnt protein secretion. Gene Ontology annotation, cellular component: endoplasmic reticulum; membrane.